Molecule: messenger RNA, 1552 nt
Organism: Thrips palmi
Lineage: Eukaryota; Metazoa; Arthropoda; Insecta; Thysanoptera; Thripidae
Exons: 4
Coding region: 226-1437 (403 amino acids)
Source: RefSeq, a predicted model, not a curated record
GCCACACAAAUCUCCAGUCUUAUUAUUUUCAUUAAUAAAAAUAUAUCAAUAUUGCGACAAUGUCCGCAGUCUGAACAAAUAAUCAUUAUUCAUGCCCAUCCUGGAUGAAGCAUUUGUGAUACAUGACACGCCCUGCUGAGUCUUCUUUGAUAAUUUAUUUAUGUGUAUAUAUUUUCUUACAGAGCUCAACCCUGUUAUGUCUUAUCACCAGUUCAAUUGAGGGAGAUGUGGGCAUUUGACAACCUGUGUGCCAGUGAAACAAUGCAAAUUCCCCUCAGACACUGUAAAGAAAUUGAAGAUGAGUCAACAGCAGAAUUUUGUGGUGCUACUUCUGAACAACUGAUGCUUAUGAAACAAUGUGUAAGGACCAUGUGGGAAAAAGCAUCAACUGUUUUGGAAUUCUUCACUGAGGAGAGCAAUCCCGAUCUUGGAUUUCGCAUACGUGCCAAGAAAUCACUGCCCUUCUCCAUCAAAUUUUUAGAACGGGAUUAUGUUGAAUUUGGGUGGACAGCAUCAUGCGCUCCAGUGACAAGUAAAUGCUACCAUCUCUAUGAGAGAAGUCCAAUUCAUGUGGCUGGAUAUUUAGGUGGACCAUUGUCAUAUCUCAAUUGGAAAGGAAAGCAUCCAAACACUACUGUGACAAAGUCCUACAAAGGUCCAGAAUCAUUCUCUGUGUACAUUAAGUCAUCGCCCAUGAAACCAGGAGAUGAGCUUUUCUGGGAUUAUGGCUCUCCAUCGCAGUUGCCUGAGUUUGGGAAAUGGUUCAACGAUAAGUGCUGUUCUAUCAUACCAUCAAAUGAUAUAAGAUGUGAUCGAUCAUUAUUGAAAACGUUUCAUCAAAACAAUCUCAAGUACUUAAACAAGGAGUGUUGUGUGCUGUGCGGAAAACCAUUUAGUGUUUCCCCCAGUGGACGGAUUCAGAAGAAGCCUCACUUUAUUGACAGCCAUGCAGACUUUUUGGGGUCAUAUUGGGAUGGUAUUGAGACCUUUGACCAUGAAGUUGAUGGGCAGUUAGUCCUGCGGAAUGCAGACACCUUGAACAGUUUACUUGCAAGUCUUGCAAAAAUGAAAUGGAAAGUCAUACCUGCCUGCAAUGUUUUUACUUUGAGGGAGAGGAAGAAAUUUGCAUCCUCUACAAAGCGAAGUCAGAUUAUGGGUGAAUUCUUUAAGCGUUCGCAGCUGUUGCGUGAAGCUGGAACUUUAGCCGUACGAGGCACAUCACUGCCCUCAGCUUUUGAACACUUAUUUCCCAUUCAAACUUCAACAUGGGGAAAUCUACGUUGGAAGAAUGGCUCACAACCAAAGCGAGGGCAUUAUGGGAUACCUAAAGACAUCUCAGAAGAACAUGAACAGGAAUCUGCCAAACAAGUUCAGCAAUAUGUACUUCAGAUAGUGGCUGGAGGUUCAGAUGGUGUUUUUGAUGAAGCUGCUGACUGAGUCGGUUUAAGAAUGUUAAAAUUUAACUUUAAGUAACAGGUUUAUUAAAAGGCAACCGCCAGAAAACUGAAAGCCAACUAGGUAAAUCACAACGUACUUGUCAAGAGUGUUGAGA